AUGGUUGACUACAAGGGACAGGCUCGUGCUGACACAGUCUUGGUGGCGUGCUUUGUGAUCAUCUGCACGCCAGCCUGGAUCUACGGCUAUUUCCAGCAAGACUUUACGUAUCCGUUGCAGGCGUGGAUGGCAGCUACAGUCCUCAGUGCACUGUUGGUUCUACCUAACUGGUCAUUUUAUAAUCGCAACCCGAUCAAGUGGCUUCCAAGUGCCAUGUACGUGAAGAAGAAAAGCGGUUAA
This is a messenger RNA of Peronospora belbahrii, 240 nucleotides long. The record is from the annotation of a GenBank genome assembly. NCBI's taxonomy places the organism in Eukaryota, Oomycota, Peronosporomycetes, Peronosporales, Peronosporaceae.